GUUUGAUGCACCGCCUUUUCUGCAAAUCAAAAGAUAUUCUUACAUUCACUCAUAACGAGCGUGGUUGGAUUAUAGUAAAUGUACAACAAAUAGGAUAUUACCGCGUUAACUAUGAUGAUGAGAAUUGGCGAAGAAUUUCAGAUUAUCUAUACUAUGAUGAUUUUACGACAAUUCAUGUUCUUAAUCGUGCCCAAAUUAUCGAUGAUGCAUUUCAUUUAAUGAUAGCAGACCAACUCGAAGCCUCUAUAUUCUGGAGUAUCACAUCGUAUUUGGAUAGAGAAAUAGAUUAUAUCGCAUGGUAUCCUAUGUUUAAAGCUCUGGAAUACAUGUUUAGUACUUUUCCAGUGGACGAAAGAACUGAAAAAUAUGCGGAUAAAAUAAAUAAGACAAAAACCAUAUUAAACAAGUUACUUGCAAAAAUCAAAUAUGAAGAAAUUGAUGAUGCAGACGAACUUAGAAUAUGUUUACGACAAGAAGCUGCAAGAUGGGCAUGUUUCCUCGGUGACAUCACUUGUAUGAAGAAAGCGAAAAAUAAAUUAGAACAACAUCUCCAAGAUCCUAUAAAACACAGACUUUUGCCAUGGUGGACGGCAUGGACAUAUUGUAGAGGUUUGAUGAUAACUACUAUGAAUGAGACCACUCUUGAAUUAAUGUAUAUUAGAAAAGUGGAAGCAACUGACAUUAAAUUUUCAGAAUACAUGGCUUGCAUAAACUAUACUGAUUUCAUCAAAAUGUAUUUAUUUCAUAAACAGCACUCUAAUACAAGAGAGGAAGAUCAAUUUCUCGUUAACAGUUUCUUACAUUUUAUUACGAAGCAUGCGAAGAAUCCAAUUAUACUGCAGUAUAUAGUCCAGAAUUUUAACGAAAUAAAACUAAAAAAUGUUAAUAUAAUUGCAGCAUUAAUUAUUAUGAUUAAUAACGUAUAUUCCGAAUAUUUAGCUGAGAAAAUAAUGAUGAACGCUUACAGUAUUCUAGAAACUAACUUAGUUGAAGUAAAUAACACAAUUAGAAGACAUCAAAAGAAGACGAUAAGUGACAAUGUGAUUAAAGAGAUAUACAGCCAAAUUAAAAUCCGGGUUUCAUUUCGCAAAAAACAAAUCGAGAAGCAGAGACAAUAUUUUGAAAGGUUUUUCUUCUAAUCGGUGGAUGUAAAAAAAAUUGCAGCUUUUUAUAUGUGGACGUACCUCAUAUGAAUUUUUUUCAUAUAAUUUUUUUAUUUUGUACGUACUACUUCUUUUACUGCUUUAAAUAUUGUUUAUUUAGAUGUAUUACUAUCCGAUGCCUUUAUAUUUACAUUUAUAAAAGUAUGACUGCAUGCAUCAAG
This is a messenger RNA of Nylanderia fulva, 1324 nucleotides long. NCBI's taxonomy places the organism in Eukaryota, Metazoa, Arthropoda, Insecta, Hymenoptera, Formicidae. The record is from RefSeq and is a predicted model, not a curated record.